This is a messenger RNA of Hylaeus anthracinus, 2889 nucleotides long. RefSeq names its product venom carboxylesterase-6-like (gene Est-6). Lineage: Eukaryota; Metazoa; Arthropoda; Insecta; Hymenoptera; Colletidae. The transcript has 8 exons. The record is from RefSeq and is a predicted model, not a curated record. The coding region runs from base 70 to 1728 and encodes 552 amino acids.
UCUCGAUGGUUUCAAUCUCAGUUUCGAAAGAAGUGCCAUGAAGUUACCAAUCAUUUUAAAUUUCCUGUCAUGAAGUUGUUAAUCAUUUUACCGUUCUUGGCGCUCGCGAGUUCUUCUUGCCCAGAACUGCGGGUCGAGACACCCUUGGGUGGCGUUAUUGGCUCCUAUAAGAUCUCUCACUAUGGUAGGAAGUACAAGGCUUUCGAAGGUAUACCCUACGCGCAGCCUCCUCUGGGGAAACUUCGAUUCCAACCCCCCAAACCGGUCCAAAAAUGGUCACAGGAUCUUCCAGCGACGAAAAAGGGCUCGGAGUGCACCCAGUACCACAUGCUUCAGAAAAAUGGAGAUAAGGUCUCAGGUUGCGAGGACUGUUUGUACUUGAACAUCUACGUACCGCCUAGAAACAACGAGGAGAUGCUGUUGCCAGUAAUGCUCUGGAUCCACGAUGGGGCGUUUCAAUAUGGCAGCGGAAACAACGUGAACGAGAGGUUGUUGAUGGAUCGCGAUGUCGUGUUAGUCGCCAUCAAUUAUCGUUUGGGACCUUUCGGUUUCCUCAGUACGGGGGACCGUGUGGUACCUGGAAACAUGGGACUGAAGGACCAGACUAUGGCUUUGCGUUUCGUGUCGAACAACAUUAAAUAUUUCGGUGGCGAUCCUGAGAGCGUCACUAUUUUUGGCUUGAACGCGGGAGCUGCAAGCGUCCAGUAUCAUUAUUUGUCGCCUUUGAGCGCUGGACUCUUCCAACGUGGUUUGUCGAUAAGCGGCGUAGCUCUGGACCCCUGGCCCCAAACGGAGCGUGCACCUGAGAAAGCCAAGAAGCUGGGCGCUUUGAUGGGGUGUCCCACGAAGAACUCAACUAAAAUGAUCUCCUGCUUACGAGAACGCCCACCGCGACUUAUCGCUCAGGCUGUUCACGAUUUCAUGGCCUGGCUGUACAAUCCCAUCACGCCAUUCGGGCCAGUCAUCGAGAAGCAAAAGUGUCCCCGUCCCUUCAUUCGCGAUUCUCCGAUCGAGAUCAUCAACAGAGGCGAGGCGCUAGACGUCCCGUGGAUCUCUGGCGUCGUCGCCGAGGAGGGAUUAUAUACCGCUGCAGAAUUCGUCGACAACAGGAAGCUACUGAAGGAGUUGAACGACGAUUGGGACAAGAUAGCGCCGUCUUUGUUGGACUUUAACGAUACCGUUUCGUUGAGUCAGCAGAAGAAUGUCUCGGAGAUGGCUCGAAAGCAUUACUUGGGAUCCAAAAGCAUCAAUAGCCUGACGGACAAGCACGUGGUGCAGAUGAUUGGCGAUCGGUUGUUUAAGGUCGAUUUUGAGAAAGCUGUUAGGCUCCAGGCGAAGAUCAACAGAAGUCCUGUGUGGACUUAUUAUUAUACGUACAGGGCGAAGUAUAGUCAAAGCGAGGCGUUGAGCGGAAGUACCAAGGAUUUCGGUGUCUGCCAAGGCGACGACGUAGCGCUUAUCCUUGGUACGAAGAUGUCGAGCACCACGAGAGCUCUGGACGUGCACAUGCAGCAGUUUCUGCUGGACUUUUACACGUCCUACGCUAUCCAUGGAGAACCUAGGAUCAGUAGCGUUACGUGGAAGAAACUGGAUCCAGAUGAAGAGAAGUUCUAUUACUUGCACAUAAAAAAUCCGAAGAACGCGAAGAUGGCCAGCGACAAUAACUUCGCGGAGAAGAAGUUUUGGGAAUCGAUCAAUUUCAACGAGAACAAGUUGCCGAAAUCGUAAAGCAGUGGGGUCAAUCUUGACACUAGAACUACCAACCUAGUCAGUUUUAUUCAAAUAGAACGGAUAUUAUAUUGAUAGAUGGAAUUGCUCCUUUUUGCUUUUUAAUUUCAAAAACUUAGUAGUAUUCCGAACACCAAUACAUUGUCCUCGAUAGUUCAAGUGUUAAGUGGAACAACAGCUGUUAACCAGACAAGAAUUUAACAGUGCAAAAGAUGUAUAUAUAAAUAAAAACUCUGACUCACCGACUCAUCAACGCCCUGGUUAAAUCCUUGAACCUAGAAAGCUGAAAUUUUGCACAGAGGUGUCAUUUAUGAUGUGUCCAAGGAAUAAGAAAAGACAAAUUUUCGCCAAAUGAGAUAAACGAGUAACUUUUCACGAAAUUUUUCUCCAGGAUUCGUUCGAGCAAUAACGAAACAAUAGAAUAUAUUUACACUCGUAAAUCACGAGCCAUUAUUUAUCGUCCUCGUUAUCUGUAAGACUCUGACGUUUUCUGAGUAACGGCUUGCUUUGAUUAAGCCUUUAACAUGAGUUGUACACACAACUAACGUGCGGAUAAUUGUCCCGAUAAGAAUCCACCCGACUGCUAUCAGCUUUCGGUUCGCUCAAAAAUCUCAAACGUGUGUCUGUCGUGCAAGAAGGAUGAUCACCGAAAUAAACGGGAGGCGUGACAUACAAAAUCAUUUAUUCAUAUAAAAGGACACUUUAUACUAGCACGUACUGUCAAAAAACUAGCCUACUUCCGUACAGUCGGGACCACCGAGAGAUAUUCCCGGCUCGCUCGUUUCUUUAUGUAUCACAUAUUAUUAUACGCGGCAAACGAUAACGUAUUAUGCUGAGAACGAUUAAUUGUCAUUGUGGUCGCAGGUCGAAUUGAAAAUAAAAAAAUAAGAAUAAAUAAAAACAUAACCGAGAAAUUCAUCACGAGCAUUGUGUUGAGUAUAUUCGCGUACUGAGCGCCGUGUUCGAUUUCGCUAUUCACAGCAUGAUCAAUUUUAAUCCACUCGGCUAUCUCUGCUGCUCCGUUGGUCGUUAAAUUAAUUACCCGAAGGACACUGUUUGCUCGAAGACUAUUGGCACCAGAUAAAAAUUGGUCAUUCUGUGCAUAAAUAUCGUGCGUAUCUUUUUUUUUUUAUCUUUUGUUUAUGUAUAUAUAUAUAUAUA